Molecule: messenger RNA, 1575 nt
Organism: Helianthus annuus (common sunflower)
Lineage: Eukaryota; Viridiplantae; Streptophyta; Magnoliopsida; Asterales; Asteraceae
Product: patatin-like protein 2
Exons: 8
Coding region: 49-1452 (467 amino acids)
Biological process (GO): lipid metabolic process
Molecular function (GO): glycerophospholipase activity; monoacylglycerol lipase activity
Source: RefSeq, a predicted model, not a curated record
AAGCACCUCAUCAACACAACACCACACCUCAAAAUCUAGUAACCCGACAUGUCAAUUAAGGAAGACCUAAGGUCGCCUUUGCAACCACCAACAUAUGGGAAUCUAAUCACGAUCCUGAGCAUUGAUGGAGGUGGUGUACGAGGAAUCAUCCCAGGUGUGAUCCUUGAAUUUCUAGAAGCUGAAUUACAGGAAUUAGAUGGUAAGGAUGCAAGACUUGCAGACUAUUUUGAUGUAAUUGCCGGGACAAGCACCGGUGGUAUUGUGACGGCUAUGUUAACCACACCUAAUGAAGAGGGCCGCCCAGUUUUUGCUGCUAAGAAUGUUAAAGAUUUUUAUCGUCAGCAUUGUCCUAAAAUCUUCUCACAUGAUAGUUCUUCAAAUGUUCAUAAGGAAGAACAUCAUCGUCGUCAUUAUCAUCAUCGUCUAAUCGAAAAAGUGGUGACUCCUGCGGUUACUGCGGUUACGGUGACUAAAAACGCUAUUAAUUAUAUAGCGGGCCCAAAACACACCGGAAAACACCUACACCGGAUUAUUAAAGAUAAAGUAAAAGAAAGAAGACUUCAUGAAGCAUUAACAAAUGUUGUGAUUACGGCAUUUGACGUUAAAUCUAUGCAACCUGUGAUCUUCUCGAGCUAUGAGGUGAAGAAAAAUCCCGAUCUUGAUGCCAAGGUUUCUGAUAUAUGCAUUGGAACUUCAGCGGCCCCGGUUUAUCUCCCUGCCCACAAAUUCCAAACUAAAGAUUCUGAAGGAAAUUUACUUAGGGAAUUCAAUCUUAUCGAUGGUGGAGUGAUAGCUAAUAACCCGGUUUUGGUUGCGAUAAGUGAAGUUACUAAGGAAAUAACGUCAGGAAGUACCGAUUUUUUCCCAAUAAAACCAAUGGAAUAUGGUCGGCUUCUUGUUUUGUCAUUAGGCACAGGGACUUCGAAAUGUCAAGAACAUGAUGCUACAGUGUGUUCUCAAUGGGGCGUUAUACAGUGGCUAACUGCUGGUGGCUCGCAUCCGUUGCUGGAUAUUUUUACUCAGGCUAGUGGAGACAUAGUUGACUACCAUCUCUCUACCGUCUUUCAAGCCCUUCACUCAGAAGAAAAUUAUCUUCGAAUUCAGGAUGACACUUUAAGAGGUAAGUUAGCUACGUUGGAUUGUGCAACCGAAGAUAACUUAGAGAAUCUUGAGAAGGUGGGACGGAAGUUGUUGAAGAAACAAGUGAGCAGGGUUAAUCUAAGCACUGGCAUAUACGAGCCCUAUCAUCAUACUACCAACGAGAAGGCUUUAAAAAAGUUUGCAGCAAUACUCCAUGAGGAGAAGAAUGUUCGAAAUUUGAGAUCGCCACAUACUAAUAAAGGAGGUGAUAAUCAAGUAGUGUCGAUGGAAGACGAAACUGCACGUUUGCGAAGAAUGUCAAUACUCUCGCAUCAUACUCUUCCAAAUUUACACAACCUCAACACGAACUAAAAUUCCUUUCAAAUAUAACAUAAAAAAAUAAAUCCCUUGUUAUUAUUAUAUUUUCUUUCUAAAUAUAUCCUUUAAGACUUUAAGAGGCAUAUGCCUCAAUCAAGUAUAUUUAAGGUAAAUCAA